AAUGUAGACUUGGUUGCCGUCUUGAUAAAUGAAUCUCCUAUCCUUUUCCUCGCAAAAGAAAAAAGGACUAAACAAGUUCCUCUGCAUUAAGGAAGCAGCACAAAGUGAGCAUCUUCACUAGCGAAGUAGAAAUAAUGCAAAAAGCUAAAGAAGUUCCUCUGCAUUAAGGAAGUGAGUCAAAAGUCUUUGUUGGUACGUUUUCUUUUCAUUUCCCUUCUGUAUACUUUUUUCAGUCGAAUUCUCCUAGACCCCAUAAGCAAACACAGCGAGAGUUCGUUCGUGUGUCCUCAUUCUUUCUCCUCUCAAUCAACGCUCGGAUGAGCAUCUCCGGCGAGAUCAAGAAGCUAGAGCCGGAGUACCCGCGGCGGCCCGGCCAGCCCGACUCCUUCUGCUACGUCAAGUUCGGGAGCCGCAGGUUCAGUUCGGAGACCAGCGAGCUCAAACAGCUGGAACCGGAGUGCCCGCGGCGGCCCGGUAAUCCGGACUGCCCGAUGGGUGACUCCGCUAGUUCUGCCACACCGUCCUCCUCGAUGAAUCUCGCCAACUCGAAGGCUGGCGAGAUCAAACAGCUGCAGCCGGAGUACCCGCGGUGGCCCGGCCAGCCCGACCGCUUCUACUACCUCAAGUUCGGGAGCUGCAUGUCCAAUUCGGACACCGUCGAGCUCAAACAGCUGGAACCAGAAUACCCGCGGCAGCUCGGCCAGCCGGACAGCCCAAUGGGCGACUCUCCGAUCGUUCCCUCCUCCACUGGUUCUGCCACACUGCCCUCGUCGAUUAGAGUCGCCAAUUCGGAGACCGGCGAGAUCAAUCAGCUGGUGCCGGAGUACCAGCCGCGGCCCAGCGAGCCGGACUGCACGAUUGGCGACUCUCCGGUCGUCCCCUCCUCCGCUGGUUCUGCCAGAUCACCCUCCUUGCUCAAUCUCGCCAAUUCGGAGACCGGCGAGAUGAAGCAGCUGGAGCCGGAGCACCCGCGGUGGCCCGGCGAGCCGGACUGCCCGAUGAGCGACUCCUCCUCCUUGUCGACUGUAAGCAUCACCACUCCUCCUUCAGAAAACAAAAGAAGCAUCACCGCUCCGGCAGGUGACCCCUCCGAUGGCUCCGCCGCACCGCCGGCCGAUUCAGAGACCGGCCAGAAGCAGCCGGAGCCGGAGUACCCGCUGCGGCCCGGCAAGAGCGACUGCUCCUACUACGUCAAGUUCGGAAGCUGCCGGUACGGGAUGAAUUGCUGGUUCAAUCAUCCUCUCUACAUGCGUGGUGGCCGUGGGUUUCAGCGGGAUAAUUGGGUUGGAAGGAACAGCAGCCGAGCAUCUAAUUCAUCCGAGUACAAGCAGUAUAUUUUCGACAAAGCAUGCAACUACAACCGCCAUGAAGGAAAAACCAAAGUCAAGCAAGUGAAGCUGAAUUUCCUUGGGCUUCCACUUCGUCCAGGUACAAUACCAUGUUUGUACUAUAUGAAUCGCGGAACCUGCAAAUUUGGCACCAACUGUAAGUUUCACCAUCCAGAUCCAGAAUCAGAAGACGCGAUUUUGAAUGCUUUGCAGCAUACUACUCAAGGAUCAUAUCAAAUGAAUCUUUCAACAAAGCAUGUCCAGCGAGCACUGAAUGGGCAUUCUGUUCCCUUAGUUACAUCACCAACUAUUGGAACAUCGGAAAUUGUUCCAACUCAAGGAGUCAAUCCAUGUCCAGAAUGGAGUGAAUAUCAGAUGGAUGAAAACAAGCAAGGAAAAUCAGAUUGGGAUCCUUUCACUACUAAAGUUUUUUGUGAUAUUUGUACCGAUGAGGUUUUAGCUGGAAAUCGACCAACCGACCAUUUGAAUGGUAUUGGGUAUAAGAACUUAUGCGCCAAGUUCAAUGAAAAAACAAAAAAAGGCUACAGUCACAAGCAAUUUGAAAGUAAGUGGGAGUCAUUGAAGAAAGACUACCAGACAUGGAAGGCAUUGAUGGGGCAGGGUACUAAAAUGAAUACAAUAUCUGCAAGUCUAGAAUGGCGGGCAAAAAAGAUGGAGGUAAUGCCAGAUUGCGGAAAGUUCUGUUUUGCGCCACUCGAGAAUGUUAAUCUUCUAAAUAUAAUGUUUGAGGAUAUGGUAGAUUUACGUCCAACUGCACCUGAAGCUAAUUUGGCAGUCAAUACAACUUUCAGAUGUGAGCAAGGUGCUGGUGAUGGAAAUGAUGUAGGCAUCAUUGAUAAGUAUGUUAAUGAGCAAUCUAAAGAGGCAAUGCUACAGCAAUCUUAUAAAAAAGAACCCAACUUGACGAAAGUCAAGACAAAUUAUGUGCAUGCGGAACUCAAUGAUCUUGUUAACUUUGAAGGAAAUCUGAACCCAAGCAAUUUGGCAACGCCUAUGAGGAUCAAUCGAGUAGGAAGCAAUAUUUCUGAGAUCAUGGAGUUGGUUGUAGGUGCUGGAGCUGAGGAGGGCAGUGAUGAACAUUUCCUUGCUACUCAGUUAUUUAUUAGACCUGAACAUCGGGAAAUGUUUCUUACCCUAAAGACCCCUCGAGGAAGGCUUGGGUGGCUUAAAAACAUGUGCCUCGUGAAGGAUCGUACUUCAACUGUAGCUGAUGUUUAUUCUCUAAAACUAAUUUGAGUUGUUGUUAUCACGAGACCAUUUAAAAGUAAUUAAUAUACAAAUUUAAUGCUA
This is a messenger RNA of Triticum aestivum (bread wheat), 2639 nucleotides long. Its product is annotated as zinc finger CCCH domain-containing protein 43. The coding region runs from base 318 to 2585 and encodes 755 amino acids. The transcript has 5 exons. NCBI's taxonomy places the organism in Eukaryota, Viridiplantae, Streptophyta, Magnoliopsida, Poales, Poaceae. The record is from RefSeq and is a predicted model, not a curated record. Gene Ontology annotation, molecular function: metal ion binding.